This is a messenger RNA of Caenorhabditis sp. 36 PRJEB53466, 721 nucleotides long. Lineage: Eukaryota; Metazoa; Nematoda; Chromadorea; Rhabditida; Rhabditidae. The record is from the annotation of a GenBank genome assembly.
AUGAGAACGGAAAUGGUCAAGGACAAGACGAGAAACCGUUUGAUGGACUGUUAUAUCCGAGGCGCUUCCACCUACGCAAUCAUCGUCAAACUCAAGCAUUUCUCUUCUUCGGACUGCCCUUCAACUUCUGAUGACCUGGUGCCACUGGUUGUGUACUCGAUGAACAAGAAGAAGAGAUGGGAGAUCGGAGCCGAUUCGAUUGAGUUCACAGCCUUGGAAGACGACAAACUCAAAGUGAUUUUGUUCGAGAGAGAACUCAAAGAACUCUUUUAUACUUGGUGUAAGUACCUAUUCUUCUGAUCACCAAACAUUGAUGCGUAUUGCAGGUAGUCUGGAGUACAAUCACUUUGAAAACUCGUACUACAACUCCAGAGCGCUUGACGGAAACUUGAUGGAAAAGGCGAAGAAGGAGGAGAAAGUGCUCGGAUACCAUGUGAUCAGAGUGCCGAAGCACUUCAAGAAGGUGUUCGAUAAAAAGUGUGUCCGAUACAUUGGACUGCGAUAUCCGGACUUUCUCGGGUACGACACCUCGGACAAUCUGACGCCGUUGGAGUACGAAUUGCGAGAGAAUGGGGAGUUUGACGAGCAAGAAGACGAUAAAGAGGAGUUCGAGGGUUUUGAGGAAACCAAGGCAGAUAUUGUCCCGCCAAAGUAUUACAAGUUGGAAGAUCACGUGGUGUCCAAGAGGCCACGAAGAUUGCGAGGAUGGCAAAUGGUUUAA